UAGUCAUACAUAUGCCCAACUGUCAACAAAAUAAAAAAACUGUUCUUUUGAUUCAUCCCAGAAGAAAAGAGGAGGGAGAGAGAGAGAGAGAGAGAGAGACAACCUGGCACGAAACUCAAGUAGUAGUUGUUGCAAAAUACAACACCAUCACAUCAUGGGCUUCAUUUGGGGCAUAAACCACUAAAGAGUUGUUUAAUGAUAGUGAUGAAGAGGAGUUAUGUUAGUUAUCUUAUGAAAAAAGUAGAUUAGAUUUAUUUUGAUGAUGGUGAUAAUGAUGAAGAAGGAGGAGAAGGGUAUGAAGCCUAUUUUAGUGAAUUUUGGUUUGGCUUUGGCUCUUUCUUUUGCUGGAUUUAUCUGCUCACGCCUCAGAAUCACAACAAUCAACCACUCUGAUCCUAAUCCUAACUCACCCACUUCAGGUCAUGAAAGUGAAGUUAAUUUAGGAGAUGAAUUGGGAGCUAAAUUCAGUACUUCCAAUACUGCUUCAGAGGAAGAAACACGCACCAACGAGUUGAGGAGUGAAAAUUCUCCUAUUGAUCUUCUCGGUAACAGCAAACAAAAUGGAGAUAAAGAUGAGUUCCUCUUACCUGAAUUUGACGAGCUCGUUAAGGAGGUAGAGUUUGAAGUAGAGGCGCCGGGGUUAAAAGUAGGAUCUUCUAAAGGAUAUACAGUUCCUGAUAAGGAUAACUAUGAACAAGAGAUAAGUCAUCUCAGAGACAUGGUUAGAUUGCUUCAAGACAAGGAACAAAAUCUUGAGUUUCAGUUGCUUGAGUACUGUGGUCUUAGAGAGCAAGAAACAGUUGUGAUGGAGCUUCAAAAUAGAUUGAAGAUAACUAAUAUGGAGGUAAAGAUGUUCAAUCUGAAGGCUAAAAACUUACAGUCUGAGAAUCGGAGAUUAAAAGAACAGGUUGCCGAUCAUGCAAAGGUGUUGGCCGAGCUUGACACCGCAAAGGCGAAAAUCGAACUACUCAAUAAGGAAAUUAGGUGUGAUGCUGAACAGGAUAAGGAACAGAUCGUUACUCUUCAACGAAGAGUGGCCAAGUUGCAAGACCAAGAGUGCAAAGAUGCUGCUUGUGAUCAAGAUAUUAAAGUAAAGCUGCAAAAGCAAAAGGUUCUUGAGUUGGAAGUAGAAGAAUUGAGGAAAUCUAAUUCAAGAUUGCAUACAGAGAUUUCUGACUUGACUCGAAGAUUCGAUUCUACGCAGAUCGUUGCUAAUGAUGCGAACCGAGAAAGUGAGCGUCUUAGAAUAGAAAACGAGGACUUGAUGAAGAAAAUUGAGCAACUACAAUCCGAUCGAUGUUCAGAUCUUGAAGAGUUAGUGUACAUGCGGUGGAUAAACGCUUGCUUACGAUAUGAGCUGCGAAAUUAUCAGCCUCCGCGCAGUAAAACAGUUGCAAAGGAUUUGAGUAAAAGCUUAAGCCCCAAUUCUGAGAAGAAAGCCAAACAGCUUAUACUUGAAUAUGCUGAUGCUAAUGGAUCAGGGAGUAUUGUGGACUUUGAUUUUGAUCAAUGGUCCUCCUCGCAAGCUUCUUCUAUUACUGACUCCGGAGAGUAUGAUGAUUUUUCUUCUGUUGAUAAUUCAUCUGCUGCCAGAAGCAACACCAAAUUUUUUAGCAAGCUUAAGAGACUGAUACAAGGAAAGGAUAGUCGGGCUUCAACUAGAUAUCAAGAAGAUAUCAAUUCUCCACGGCUGAGUACAUCAACUGGAAUUGAUCGUAGAGCGUCUUUUGAUUUCUCAACAUCGAUGAGUAUGAAGGAAAGGAAUAGGAGAUACUCAAGUUUAAGUAGAGAUGGUUCCUUACCAGGUUCUUUAGGCAUAGAGAAAUCCGAUUUGGAGAAAUAUGCAGAAGCUCUAAAAGAUUCUAGUGUGAAUACUAAAUAUCAAAGACGUGGAAGAUCAACAUCAUUUAGUUAGUUUGUUUUAGGUUAUUGUCAAUAUACAAGGAUUUACCUUUUCGACUGUGAAUAUUAUGUGUUAAAAACUUACUAUGUUGUUAUGUUAACUGUCAUUUAAAAUAGCAUUUAGGUCUAGUUCAGACACCAAUCAUAUAUAUUACAGAAAAGUGUGUUACCAAUCAUUGACAAGCGUUCAUCAAUUAAUAAUAGUAGUAUUUUACUUCAGAUUAUCACAGCAUAUUUAACUUGGAAAAUAUACUUGUCAAUACUUACAAAUCUACAACAUAACUGUGGAUAGUGUGACAGAGGUUUAAGGUUCAAUUUUGUGUCCAUGUUAUUUAUAACAUUAAAAAAUAUGUUGGAUGAAAAUUUUAAUCUAUUACUUCUGAUCUUGGAAAACAACAAUAUUGAAUUCUUCA
Trifolium pratense (red clover) is the source of this 2315-nucleotide messenger RNA. Its product is annotated as protein CHUP1, chloroplastic-like. Gene Ontology annotation, biological process: chloroplast organization. The record is from RefSeq and is a predicted model, not a curated record. NCBI's taxonomy places the organism in Eukaryota, Viridiplantae, Streptophyta, Magnoliopsida, Fabales, Fabaceae. The transcript is spliced from 4 exons. Bases 260 to 1915 code for a protein of 551 amino acids. Gene Ontology annotation, cellular component: chloroplast outer membrane.